This is a messenger RNA of Cyprinodon variegatus (sheepshead minnow), 1080 nucleotides long. Its product is annotated as coiled-coil domain-containing protein 42B-like. Bases 1 to 1080 code for a protein of 359 amino acids. The transcript has 7 exons. NCBI's taxonomy places the organism in Eukaryota, Metazoa, Chordata, Actinopteri, Cyprinodontiformes, Cyprinodontidae. The record is from RefSeq and is a predicted model, not a curated record.
AUGGUUAAGCAUAAGAAAAAUUUGCUUCAGCAACUGGUGAAACUGCAAAUCCAAGACAAAGCGAGCAACCGAAGCCCUGCUGAGGAAGAGCUCAAAGCCUUAAGGGAGAGGGCUGAUGAGGAGGAGGAAGCGAGGGAAAUGGAGGCCAAAGUUCAGAGGCAGAAGGAGUUGAAUGCCCAGAUGAAGAAGAGGAUCGAGGAAAUGAAGCUUGAGACCCUCAAAUAUAAACCUUACAAAGAUUUCAUGGAGCGCGUGCUCCAGCACUCCGAGUUUGAUGAUAUGGAUGCACUCACGCAACAUUUGGAUCACAUCAUUUAUGUGAAGGACAUGCUGUCUGAGAGGGGGGCUCAGAUCCAGAAAGAACAGGAGGAGCAGGAAAAAACCCUGCAGACCCUAAAGGAUCGGUUUGACCAUCUACGCAUUCAAGAGCAACUCCAGUUUGUCGAGCUCAACAAAAAACUGGAAGAGGCCCGCUCCAAAGCUCAGAAAUGGGAAAGGAAGUGGAAGAAAGUCCAGGAAACAAUUUCAAAUAAAAAACUGGCGGAGAUUGAGACUCAACUUGGGAUCCUUGACCUCUAUGUCACGAUCUUUGGGGAGGAAGGAGAUGGGGACGUGGUGCCUGAACAGCAGCUGGUUAAGAUCAAUGAGUUUAUCGUGGACAAUCAAAAGAUCGUGGCACACUGGGAGGCAAUGGAAAAGAAAAAAGCCGAGUCAAAGGAAAAAGCCGAGUCAAAGGAAAAAGCCGAGUCAAAGGAAAAAGCCGAGUCAAAGGAAAAAGCCGAGUCAAAGGAAAAAAUCGAAUCACGCACCUUCCACUGCUCAUCCCGCCUAGAACUUAGAUAUCUGUCGUCUGAUUGGCUUACAAUGAAGCUGAGGCAACAGAGCGAGAACGUGAUUGGUUCUCCGGACUGCCAAUCAUUCCACCGCUGUCUGCGCCGGUCCGACGCGGAACAGGGGACAGAGAGGCCAUACUAUCGGCAGAAGGCGCUCUCAGGAUUGCUGCCCUUCAUCAAAUCUUGGUACACCUUGUACAAUAAGCGCGUGGUGACUUUUAACCACUCCGACUUGGAUAAAUAUUAA